UGUUCGCAGUUGCGCCGAUGGUGCCGCCGCCGCCGCCGCCGCCGUCCGAUCAAAGUAGGCUCAUCGUCGUCCGCUUGGUCGUCGCCUUUGCGGCCUUCCUGUUCGCGUUUUUCCUGUGCGGCUGCUGCAAGGGAUAUCGAAACAGCCAGGCUCGGGCUGCGGCAGCUCAGCCGCGGCUGCUCCGAGAUCUGCCGCUUCGCGGGGCCUGCGCCGCCAAGCCGACGGCCCGCCUCCCGGCGUUCAAGUACAACGGGUCGGUGAAGCACAACGUGACGGGCGGAGGGGAGGAGGCAGCCACGUGCUCGGUGUGCCUCGGCGCGUUCCAGCUCGGGGAGACGGUGCGGCUGCUGCCGGCGUGCCUGCACCUGUACCACGUGGAGUGCAUCGACCCGUGGCUGGACGCGCACUCGACGUGCCCGAUCUGCCGCUCGGACGCCGACCCGACAGCGGGCGUCGGCCGGCUACCCCCUGUUUAGGCUUGCACGGUAAGCCGGCGAGGGACGUGCGUACAUGCUGCUCUCCGUGCCGAGCUGCCUGAAAACGUAGGCGUCAGCUCAGUUUAGGAAGCACACAAGAGGCAGCGAUGUAAAAUUGAGAGUUUUGUGUUUGUUUUUUUA
Molecule: messenger RNA, 617 nt
Organism: Triticum urartu
Lineage: Eukaryota; Viridiplantae; Streptophyta; Magnoliopsida; Poales; Poaceae
Product: E3 ubiquitin-protein ligase ATL9-like
Source: RefSeq, a predicted model, not a curated record